AUGUCAUCAGUAAUUGCUUCAAAUAUUCCUUCCGAUGUAUCACCGGUGAAAGUUAGGGAAUUCUUUUCCUUCUGUGGUAAAAUAACCGAUUUAAAGCCAUUGGAUGAUAAUGGGAAAGUUAAAAAGUACGAAGUUGUGUUUGCUUCCCCAAAAGCUGUAUCUACUGCAUUAUUAUUGAGUGAUGCCGAAUUAGAAAACACUUUUAUUAAAGUUGAAGAGGUUCCAGAAAUUACCGAGGGCGAAACCGGACUUGCACCAGAACAAGGAGGUGCUGCUGCUGCUGCUGCCGCCGCUACUACUACUACUACAACUGAAAAGGAUAUCAAAGAGGAGCCAGUAUUGACAGGUGACAAGACAUAUGAUGAAGUUGAUCAAGAAGAAAAACCAAAAUACGCUAUUUUUGCACAAUUGUUGGCAGAUGGAUAUGUUAUUUCCGAUCAAGUUAUUGCCAAGGGUAUUGAAUUUGACAAGAAAAAUGGUGUUUCAUCUAGAUUCAAUGAAUUUAUUACUGGAUUGGAUAAGAAAUAUGUCCACUCGCAAGAUCCUAAUAGUAAAGUCAACCAACAAUUGCAGAAAGCUCAAGCUAGUUAUGAAAAGAGUGGUAUUGAUCAAAAAUUGCGUAAAUAUUUUGAAGACGCUGCCAAACUGCCAUUGGGUUUAAAGAUUCAUGAAUACUAUAAGUCAUUUGCCAAAGACGUUACUGAUGUGCACCAAGAAGCAGUAAGAUUAGCUAAUAUCAAGAAAAGAGAAUUAGAAGAAAAGAAACAAGCCGAAAGUGGAUCUACCACUACUGAGACCAAGGACACUUCUAUCCCACAAGUUCAAUAA
Candida albicans SC5314 is the source of this 828-nucleotide messenger RNA. RefSeq lists its product as uncharacterized. Gene Ontology annotation, molecular function: RNA binding. The record is from RefSeq and is a predicted model, not a curated record. Lineage: Eukaryota; Fungi; Ascomycota; Pichiomycetes; Serinales; Debaryomycetaceae. The transcript has a single exon. The coding region runs from base 1 to 828 and encodes 275 amino acids.